AUGGCCAGUAUGUCACAUAGGAGGUCCAUAUCUCCUCCAUCCCCAGCCUCCCCACGGGGACAUUACAUGAGUUCAUUGGGACCUAAUUAUCCUGAUAUUGAUUUCAACCCGUCGCCAGUAGAACAACAUACGUCUCCGGUCUAUGAUACGCAGGAUGAGCAGGAUUCAACCACGCAGCGGGGUGGGGUCUCGUCAUCAGCGACAGAGUACAGAUGCGAGCCCCAACAGCCGCGACAGUCAAAGUUUCCAGCGGAGUGUUCACCGCUCGUCACGGUUGAGCAGCACCCUGACGGCCGGGGAAACUGCAGCAAAAUUGAAACUGCACAGGCUCACCAACCGUUCGUAAGGAGCAAACUAAGCUAUGAAAUGAUCAUCGCCGACAUCCUGGCUAUUGGAUUACCGUGUGCGCUUCUUGUAUUCGCAAUCCUAUUAAGCUCCAAGUCCGGCUUCGAGGCUACACCAAGUCAUAUUGCAGAGUGGCAGAAUGCAGCAUCAGUGUUGUCUACGCUGUUUCCCCUAUUAUUUGCUGCGAUUACAGGGCGCUUCAUGACGCAGGUUGCUCGGUGGAAACUGGAAGAGGGAGCGUCCAUCGGAAGCCUUGAACAGCUGCUUGGAAGUCGAACUGUUGGCGGUGCAGUCCUCACGCAGUACCACUUGAGAGCAUUCAAUUUCCUUGGUAUCGGUAUCCUCAUCCUCUGGGCCCUCUCUCCAGUAGGGUCGCAGGCCAUUCUUCGACUAGCUGAACCGAAGCUUGUAACAUAUACGACGGCCGGGGACGUGGCAUAUUUCGAUCAUCUCCGGAAUGCCGUGGAAGGCGAACCGGCAAUGCCAGGAGGGAAUGUGGACGCUGAGAACAACGGGACGAUCAACGUGAUGGACACUCUCUAUGGUGCCAUGGUUCUGGCGCCCUCCAGCACGAAGAAUAGUGGUAUGGACCUAUGGGGCAACGUCAAGAUCCCCAGACUCUCCCCCGGUAAUACCGACGAGUGGCAAGAUGUCACUGCAGAAUCAACAAUUGUCUAUUCUUCACUCCUGGGUAUUCCCGUGGCGAACAUAUCAACUGGAAAUACGACGUUCAAUGUUGAGUCAAGCUAUAUCGACCUUGAAUGCGAUCAGGUGGAGAUUUGGGAGACGAGCCCAAGCGGAUUCAUGCCCACGCCUCCUAGUAACACAAGUCAGGGCUAUCUCAAUUUUACCUACCUAGAUUCCCUCCACCCCGCUAAUAACAAAAGGAUUCCCCAAAUAGCAAAUGGGUCUUUUCAAGGCUACGAUGUUGAUCGGGGUGCUGGUGUUCGCCAAACGUCCUGGAGCAUAGGUCUUGAUCGGUUCAUCAACCCGAACUGGUCCAAAUGGAAUAUCAGGGCAGACACUCCGGUUCAUUUCGAGAAUGAGACGGGCAUUGAUGUCGGCCCGACGAGGUUGAUGUUCCAGGCGUAUAUGAGAGCGGCCUUGCGAUUGACCCCCGUCGAAUAUGCUGGCAGCUAUUGCGACGUGAAGCAGCGAUAUGUUGAAUCGAGGAUCCUUUGUGAGAGGACUGAGCCAUCUGCCAGACAAAACUGCACCGCGGUAUCCCAGCGACGGUCUCAGAAAUAUAGGCUCGAUGAAAACUUGAGCAUCCUGAACUGGCCAUACUCCUUUCGCUUUCUUACUGCGUAUUGGCCUCUAUCGACGGGGCCGAAAGUAGGUGUCGCAACUGGCACACUGAGCGACCAGGACGUCCUGUUCCAGUAUCUAUUCGACCCGACCAUGGAGAAUCUGAGCAAGUCUUCGGGGGCUCAAACCAGACCGCUCGCACUGCAAAACAUAUCCGCAACGGAUUUCAGCAUUCGCCUUAGCCAAGCCCUGAAUACGUACAUACAGCUUCGUCCAAUGCGAUUCAUGGCGCUGAACGUCCAGAAUGCCGAUGGUGGCUUCGAAGGAAGUGCUGCCGGCACGGCUACCAGCAAUGGCGAAGUCGCUAGAGAGAAGAUAGUCUUCGGCAUAUCCCAAGUUUGGUCCGCAUUCUCCAUGAUAGCCUGUAUAAUCUUGUUGGCUGGUGGUAUAGCUAGUUCUGUAUUCGCGCACCUAGCUGUUGGACCGGAGAUUCUUGGCUAUGCGACUUCCUUCAUACGGAAAACCACUCUGGAACUGCCCAGAGAAAAGGAAGGCUUGGAGGGCACAGAGUUGGGAUUCGAACUACGAAAGACUCGUGUGCGGUACGGCUUUUCGACCUUGGAUGGGGCUGUUACGGUGGUGGGAGAUCAGGAUAGCGUUGCUAGGAUCAAGGAUGUGCUUAAGUAG
Molecule: messenger RNA, 2280 nt
Organism: Clonostachys solani
Lineage: Eukaryota; Fungi; Ascomycota; Sordariomycetes; Hypocreales; Bionectriaceae
Source: the annotation of a GenBank genome assembly